AUGGUUGGAAGUGGAACAGAUUUCAAUAUUGUUGGGAAACCAAACUAUUCAUUUAAUGAAAAAGAAGAAGAAGAAAUAGACUUUCAAAAAAUAUUAGAUAAUAAUAGUAAUAUGCUCAAAUUUGGAGGGAAAAUUCACUCGGACAAGUUUGGAUCCAGGUACGACGAAUUUAUUCCGGGAUGGGAAAGAAACCAGUAUACUCAAAUGAAAGUCAUUAAUUCUGCUUUAAUUUAUAAAAGAGAUGUGAAUAUAAAUCCGAUGUACAAUGUUAAUGUUUGUCCAUUUGGUGCUGAUUUCAAUUGCGGUAUUUAUACAAAGUAUAUUUUUAAAACAGAAAAAAAAGAUUAUUAUCUUGGACUAAAUAUUGAAAAAGAUAAAGCUUCCAUUAUUCUCUCUAAUCAAAUCGGAAACCCAUUUGUGAUAUCAAGAAGAUGCGAGGAUGGAGGUAAACUACUAGUAUCACAAACAAACGAUGUUUUAUACGAUGACGACACUUGGGUCAUAAUAAGUGAAGAAAAUGGAAUUCACUUGAAAUUCAGGGACGACGGUACCGGAAUUACUCUUCCAGAAGGACCAUGGAUUGAGGUGGUACAGACACCAACACCACCGGGAGGAACAUGUACAAAAGAGGAACAGAAACAGGUUUGUUCAAACAACGAAGCGGAAAAGGAACAGGAGAAACAGGUACCACAGAAGGAAGAAACGAUUGAACCCCCGCAAAAGGAAGAAGCAAACGAGAAAGUUGCAGAGUCACAAGAACCAAAAAUAGCACAACCGCCAAGAAGAAGAGGGUUCUGGUAA
Molecule: messenger RNA, 801 nt
Organism: Entamoeba invadens IP1
Lineage: Eukaryota; Evosea; Mastigamoebida; Endamoebidae
Exons: 1
Coding region: 1-801 (266 amino acids)
Source: RefSeq, a predicted model, not a curated record